AUGGCGUCAAACAUAAUAAUCCCCGUUUCCUCCGCUUCCUCUUCGAGUCCCGAGUUGGCGAGCUUCCUCUUAUCGGACGGCGUCGGGGCCGGUUUUGUCCGACAUCGAGAUAUCUGGUGGAAGAAUGACCAGUUCCUCGCCAUGGUUUGGGGGCUUAUCAAGGCGCCGCGAAAGGACGGGACGCUGCUGAAGCUGCUGUACAUCAGGCACACCGUCGUCGAGACAGAGCUGGUCGCCAAGUUUUGCAGCGAGCGGCUGGGCUGUCGGGCAACGGGCGGCGCGGUUCCGAGCGAGGACGUCCGAGUCACGGCCAUGACGUUCGCCCAAGCCCGUCGCCAUUUCACAAACAGUGGCCUGUUAUGUGAGAACAUGGUCAUCUUGGUCGACGGGGCCUGGCUGGAGACCGUGGACACGGAGAUUGGAAUGGGCCUGAUGAACCAGAGCAUCAACCCCGCCUCCUCUGUCAAGAUCAUCGGGCUAUACAGUGAGGACUGGGACGACCAGGCGGCCGAGAAAGCAGUGCCGCUCCUGUCGCCGCUGUUCAAGCAAGCAGGGGUGCGGAAGCUACCGGUGACGUUCGCCGGGCCCAGCAUGACGGAGGCUGACCCGGAACCCAUCGGCGUUAACCAGUUGGGCUUGUUGAACCGCAUGGUGGAUUGCGCAAGCCAGGGAAAACACAUUCUGUUUUUCAUGCCUUCGAGUAUGGUCCCUCCGCUGGCGUCCCAGGUCGACGCAAUGCUGCAGGCGAGAAGAGGAGACGUUGGGUUGCGUUUUAUAACGCUGAGAAGUAACAGCUCGAUGACGAAGGGUAUCGACGGUGAAUUUACACUGGGCGCGGUACUCGAGAGCCAUGGGUAUAUAUUCUCGCAGCCGGACAGAGGUCUCAACACUGUCCUGUCGUUCAUCAUAGUGGUGGACCCCGAGGCAGGGUUCACGACGGUGCCAGUGAAACAGGUGGGCCUGGUUGUAUACUCGCACGUCUCGGCACACAACGACCACACGCAAUUCAAUACAAAGGCCAAGGUCGCUGUGUAUACAGAGGCGUUCAGGAAGUUGAGUCUCAGCGGGGUGAAUGCCCAACGCCAGUCGUGCCGCGGCAUCGAUGGCGCUCCUCGCAUCUGGAUGGCCUCGAACUAUGUUUAUCCAAGCACCGCCCACCCGGCGGAUCACAGCAAGGCCUUUGCUCUUGAGCUCAUCCGCGGUUGGCCCGGAAAGUCUAUGGGCGAGAUCCCGUUGAACCUGGAGCGGAGGGACGUGCGAUCCCUGGACCGGACCAUGGGUCAUUUGGCCGUGACGGGCAUCAUUGAGCCCUACCAAAACGGAUAUGCAUUGUCAAAGGCCAAGGGCGCUGAGAUGCUUGCGCUGCUGCCGGCUGUCAGCAAAUAUGACCUCUCCUUUGAGCUCGUCGGCCUGCUGGCCAGUGUCAAACACUGCGUGCCGGACCAGAGGGCGAUGCGCCUGCUCAUCAGGCUGGCAGUAUUUACCAAGUGGGAAGCCUCGUUCCUGUCUGGCUUGACUCCAGCGGCGGACGGGGAUGGCAGGAUCCCUUGGGGCUGGAUGCAGCACGCUGGAAGCCACAUGGCCGGCCCGGCCCGGAGCCAGAUGGCAACUGGGCGGCCCUGGUUUGCACUCGGCAUCUGGGACAAGAUGAGGAAGGACACGGAGAACUUUUCUAUUCCUGGGCUAGAUCUCGGGCCCGGGGAAAAUGGGCAGCACAGCCUCGAUUUUGCAAUCGAGGGUCUCGGGACCUUUGACCGCGAUGAUGCGAUCGAGAUCUACCGUGCUAUUGCGGAUCUCGAGCUGCGACUCGGGCUCCCUCUGCUGGAAGCCUCCGAUCCGGAAUGGGAACAGCCCCUGGGGAUUUCUGAGAUGCAUGAUGUCCAGGCUCAGCUCAUAUCCGCGUUUAUUUCCGGCCUCGCUGUGUGGGACCUGGAGACCGACAGGAUCUCGCUCUUGGGCAGCGGCCACCAGGUGCACCUGGCCCAAGACAGCCUGAUAGUUCAUCCACGCAUCGCAAAGAUCGAGAGCAGACCGGAAAAGGCCUAUUUGGUCGUUGCGCAUCGUGUCAAAGAGGCCGCGAAUGGGAGACUGCUGGUUGAGUCGGCCUCGUGUAUGGGUAUUAGCCUGUUGAGGGUCACCAGCUUGGUUCUCGGAGAGCCAGCUUCGGACUGGUUGAAAUGGCUAUGA
Messenger RNA from Diaporthe batatas, 2187 nucleotides. RefSeq lists its product as uncharacterized. NCBI's taxonomy places the organism in Eukaryota, Fungi, Ascomycota, Sordariomycetes, Diaporthales, Diaporthaceae. The coding region runs from base 1 to 2187 and encodes 728 amino acids. The record is from RefSeq and is a predicted model, not a curated record. The transcript has a single exon.